This is a messenger RNA of Zingiber officinale, 534 nucleotides long. RefSeq lists its product as uncharacterized. NCBI's taxonomy places the organism in Eukaryota, Viridiplantae, Streptophyta, Magnoliopsida, Zingiberales, Zingiberaceae. The coding region runs from base 1 to 534 and encodes 177 amino acids. The record is from RefSeq and is a predicted model, not a curated record. The transcript has a single exon.
AUGGAUGACAUUUUGAUCUAUUCGAGGAGCAGGGAGGAGCUUAGUCAACACUUGAGGACAACUUUGCAGAUAUUGCAUGACCGAAAAUUAUUUGCAAAGUUUAGCAAGUACGAGUUCUGGUUAGAGAAGGUGGCAUUCCUGAGUCACGUUAUUUCAAAGGAUGGGGUGGAAGCAGAUCCUGCUAAAGUUGAGGCAGUUAAAGCAGUGCCUAAAAAUACAACUGAGAUACGUAGUUUCCUUAGGUUGGCGGGCUACUAUCGGAAAUUCAUUAAGGGUUUUUCUUCCAUUGCAGUGCCCUUGACUGCUCUGACGAAGAAGAAUGCCAAGUUUACACGGGGAGUUGAUUGUCAAGAUAGUUUUGAGCGGUUGAAGCAAGCACUUACCACGCUGCCAGUUUUAGCCAUGCCAUCAGGACAGGGAGAAUAUGUGUUAUAUACGGAUGCUUCAAAGCUAAAAGCUAGGUUUGGGAGUGGUUCUUAUGCAGCGCGAUCGAGUCAUUGCAUAUGCAUCACGACAAUUAAAAGUGCUUAUUAA